UUUUUUUUUUUUUUUUUUUGGCUUCGUUUGUUGACCUCUCGUCGACCGCUGGAUCCAUUUUCCCGCUACUUCCCGUUCUCAAUUCCCUUUUUUUUUUUCAAUAUUAUUCUUUUUGGUCCUGCACACCGGUUCCCUCUCGGGUCCCCCUGACUUCUCAUGCUCUUGUCAGCACAAUCUGACUCGACAGAGAUCAUGGCUGCGGAAUCCGAGAGGUCGCCCUAUCCCAACAGUACUCCUGGUGGAUCUAGAGGUGCCCAAGAGGAUGACCCUGCCUUGUCUCUUUCCCAGAGAUCCGCCAGUGAGGGUGACAUGAUGGAACUGCCACGUUCGACCACUAAACCUCAGGGCCAGACCCCCUUCAUUUCCCAGUUACCCAAACCCUCUCAGUCGGUUCCUGGUGUCUCCGGUCCAUCUUCGAACACGAACUCCGCUAUAUCCUCGCGCGAACCUUCACCUACCCGCUCCUCCUCCCAGCGACCACGCAACUCCACCUCGAAUUUGCGUAUUUCUUCUCAAUCUAAGAAACGCAAUCUAGAUCACAGUCCAAAUCGGUCCGCUACAAGUCCGAGCCCAGGUCCGGGUCCGCCCCCCUCCGCUACUCCUGUGCAACGAGCGCUCUCCCAGACCAACAAACCCCUCGUUCCUAGCCCUCCCCCCAAUGUCGAGCCCUCCUCCGAUGCACCUAGCCCGGACAAGCCCAACAUGCCUCUAUGGGCCGCAUCCCGGCGGUCAGAACAGGAACCUAACCAGCCGAAUACCUCCAGCAAACGGUCGCAACCUACACCUGAUGACUACAGCACCAAGUCGGACCGGAGUGCUCCUCGCUCCGUAAACAGGGGCGCCAACGGAUCCGGCUCGGCUCUGGAAACCGUUCAGGAGAUGGCAAGCGAUCAGUCCACCCCCUCGACUGAUACCAUCCUCCUUAUAUCCACCCCCGAAGAGUCCCACCUGCAGAAGAUCGAUGAAGAUUUAACCCCUAAAGCCUCUCGACAAAAUGCCGAGAGUGGCAGUGACAGUGGUGGAAAUAAAAGCUCCGAACAAAUGGAAGAGAAUCGCCGCCAUGCUUCAGCCAAGGGACCCGGCGGCUUGAUUCCAAAACGAUCAUCUACCUCCCUGAGCGGCGGAGCCCGCGCGAAACCAACAGAUGGCACUGUUCGAAAUAUGAUCGUCGAGACCGAAACCGUCAGCUCCAUUCCUCAGGUUUCUCUGGGUGUCGGGACAGGUGAACGAGGUAAUGCUGGUCGGGUAGAGUCAGGUACUCUCCGAAUGAAACCCAGCACCGAGACCAUCCGCCCGAAGAAAGAAAAGAGGAGGACACGCAAGCCAGCUGCCCUUGCGAGCGGGGCGGCUUCUUCAAAGGCUGACAUCUUUGAAGCCAAAGUAGCCAGUGCUGUCGACGAAGCCGAUGUGUCUGAUUCGGAUGAGACAUUCGUGUAUGAAUCCAACCCCCCCGACCCGUACCCGGUCCGACAAAAUAGGUAUCACUCUCGCACGCCCAGUGCGACAUCGAUGGCGAGCCAAGUCGACCAGCUUGCAGGCCGUACUCGUCCCGGGAUGCGGGAGGGAAAUCACAGUGUGACAGGCAAGCGCAGCAUGAAAUUUACGAACAACACUUAUACCAGCAGCGUGGAUGGGGACGCUGAGGAGAACGGCCGAGCCCACCCAAGGAUAGAAGGCAGCGGCACCCAUACUCCUCGCCACCAUAUUGGGCGCCAUGGACGAAAUACCAUGUAUCCAUCUCUCUUUGGCAAUGAUUCACCGUUUCCUCAAUCCCAGCCGCACCCCAAAUCUCCCCGGCACUUUAUUGGGAGUGGGUUCCGACAAUCGAGACAACCCGGUGCUCGCUCGAACCAAAACUACCGUACUGUCAACAGCUACAAGAAAGCAGGCGAGGUAUACGGUUAUGAUUUCGAUGCCGAAGGUGCCGAUGACGAAAGAACUCCUCUUGUUGGGUCAUCCCGUCAGACACGCAGUCGCGGUGGUAGGCGGCCGAAUAGCGCGAGUCUACGCCAAAUGGAAUAUAUGCAACAGCGGCAACGUGGCUGCCUCUCACGGUACGGAGCAUGUGCAUUGAUCAGUCUGCUGUUUUUCCUGCUCGUCGGAGGAGGAACUUCAUUCAUCGUCGCCAUUACCAAGCCGCUCUUGGAGGUGCAGGUCCUUGAAAUCCAAAACGUACUUGCCUCAGAGCAGGAGCUGAUGCUGGAUCUCAACGUACAAGCUGUCAAUCCAAAUCUUUUCCCCGUGGUCAUUGAUGACAUAGACGUGAAAAUCUUUGCCAAGAGUCGUUACGUGGGAACCGAUGGACUGUGGCAAGAUCAUGGGUCCGCCCCUGACCGAUUUCCACGCGCUGAGCGCAGGAAACGUGCAGAGGUUGCCCACACCGCUCGCUGCAUAGAGGAUCCGGACUGCCGCGUUGAUAACAGCUCUGCGGAUCAGCUGCGACUUGUUCAGGGCGGUGUUGAUAAAGGCACCGAUCCUAUCCCAACCGAUCCCAGCGGUGACCCACAGAACAUGCUUAUUGGUAGCGUUUUUAAGCUUGACUCGACUUUGUCUUUUGAACCAUCGCCCUGGAACCAUCUACCGUCUACCUCUAAGGGACAGAUCCGUCUUGCGCGACCCGGGAAUAAAACAGAGGAAGGUGGUACUGAACGGUGGGAGCGAGUGUUGCAACAUCCGUUUGAGUUGAUUAUUGGGGGGGUCGUUCAUUAUCAGCUCCCCCUGAGUUCUCGCUUCCAUUCGGCAUCCAUAAGCUCCAAAGUCAAGGUAACCCCUGGUAGUGACGAUGACGACGGUGACGAUAAAAACCCGGGGAAGAACGACACUGUCAGAGUUUCUACCACUCAAGUAUAUCGCCGGAAUUUGUCUCAUCAGGGGCUUGCUGAGGGUGAGACUGUGAAGGCCAUACGAGAAUUAAUCAAGAUGACCAGACGGGUUUUUGUGGCUUGAACGGUCUAUCUCACCCAUUAUAUUCACUCAGUCCCUUUGGCCGAAUCAUGAUUGCAUGACUGAUAUUCUCUCCUUUUUUUCUCUCCUUGUCUUUCCGAUAUACCCGCAUACACCACUGCGUUCCCUGUCACUUUUUUUUUUUUUUUUUUUUUUU
This is a messenger RNA of Aspergillus ochraceoroseus IBT 24754, 3100 nucleotides long. RefSeq names its product putative phospholipid metabolism enzyme regulator. Gene Ontology annotation, biological process: positive regulation of phosphatidylinositol biosynthetic process; protein localization to vacuolar membrane; vacuole inheritance. The transcript has a single exon. Bases 193 to 2946 code for a protein of 917 amino acids. Gene Ontology annotation, cellular component: fungal-type vacuole membrane; PAS complex. The record is from RefSeq and is a predicted model, not a curated record. Lineage: Eukaryota; Fungi; Ascomycota; Eurotiomycetes; Eurotiales; Aspergillaceae.